Messenger RNA from Pocillopora damicornis (cauliflower coral), 943 nucleotides. RefSeq lists its product as uncharacterized. Gene Ontology annotation, biological process: DNA integration. Lineage: Eukaryota; Metazoa; Cnidaria; Anthozoa; Scleractinia; Pocilloporidae. Gene Ontology annotation, molecular function: nucleic acid binding. The record is from RefSeq and is a predicted model, not a curated record.
GUGAUUUGCAUUUCUCAAGCCGUUUGUCAUUUUUUUGUGAAUAUUUAAUUAUCUUAGCGCAACGCAGCAAAAAUAGAUCAGGUGACUAAUUAUUUAAAAACCUAGAAGUUCGUUACGCAACUUACAUUUCAAAAAUGUCACCACAGAUCGCACUUCGAAGCUUACUAGCCGCAUAUGGAACACAAAUUUUGACUAUACUACUACAAGUGCAAAUAAAUUCCAUGUACGGUCAUGUAUGCAAAAAUCAGUUAGUGGUGAAAUCUUCAACAUAAAGUAGCCCUUCAAUCACAGGAGCGAAUCAGUCAAAAUUUGUUGCAGAAGAUUACGCCGAGUUACUAACUACCGCCAAGCUUCGCAUUUAAAUUCCGCUCACAAUGCCGCCGAAGGUAGAUGUGAAAACUCUCGCGGGAAAACUCGACAAUGCCGUCAAACUCUUGUACGAAUUAAUGGAAGAAUUCGAAACAAUUUUCUCCGUAAAACCGGAACUAAAAACACUUGAAGCAGCAUUCAGUUUAGUAGAAACCAAGUACAGGCUGGUCAAGAAACAGCAGGAAACAAUUCUGGAUAGACUGGUCGACGAAGGCACUGGCCCAGAAGACGAACUCGUGUUAGCAACAAAGAAAGCUGGAGACAAAACCAAAGCUGAUUUCCUUCAAAUCACUUUAAAGUUUGCUGCAUAUCAAAAGGAACAAAACUCCUCACAAAAUUCUAACAAUGCGACAACUCUGGAAGCGCUAACAUUAUCAAUGUCGUCCAUGACGUCGGCGGUGCAGAAAAUGGCCGAUAACAUCGGAUCAAAACCGUCAAACUCAAGUUUACAACGAUUACCUGUACCAGUAUGGGACGGAACUUGCAGAACCUAUGCCACGUAGAAAAAGGAGUUCAGCCAUUGGAUGAAGAAAUACGGUCAGGAUAAAGAUGAACAAUUGCAACGUUUUCGAAA